This is a messenger RNA of Bactrocera tryoni, 823 nucleotides long. RefSeq names its product enhancer of split malpha protein (gene E(spl)malpha-BFM). The transcript has a single exon. NCBI's taxonomy places the organism in Eukaryota, Metazoa, Arthropoda, Insecta, Diptera, Tephritidae. Bases 62 to 625 code for a protein of 187 amino acids. The record is from RefSeq and is a predicted model, not a curated record. Gene Ontology annotation, biological process: Notch signaling pathway; sensory organ development.
CAUUUAACAAUUAGAAAACUAGCGAGCAACGCAGAAAAUUUGUAGAACGAACAUUUCGAAAAUGUGUCAACAACAGCAACAAUUAGCAGCGCAGCAAAAUAACUCUAACCAAAAGUCCAGCUAUAGCAUUAAGCGUGUCUUGCAGACAUUCUUCCGCAACAAACAACAACAAAAGCAAGAAAAAUUGCAACGCCGUCACCAACAACAGCGUUUGCCAGCACCACAACAACUGCAGCAGCAGCAACAAUAUCCAUAUCAGCAACAUCAACGUUUAUGGUACUCAUUGGAAUCUUUGGAAUCUCUAGAGAAUCUGCGCAAUGCACAAAUGGAAGAACAACAUUACUACGAAGAGAUCGAAGACAAUUCAGCCAAUGAGAAACUGGCCGAACUCGUACAAGAAGCGGAUGAUUCACAGGCGGAGCAUGAUGUCUAUGUGCCGGUACGUUUUGCACGCACCGAAGCGGGCACCUUCUUCUGGACCACCAAUCUACAGCCGGUGUUGAGCAGUUUCACACCUGUAGCCGCCGAUGAGGAUCUGCUGCAGCCCAGCUAUUGCUACAGCAAUGCACAAUAUCCACACAUGCAGUAUCCCCAACAUAACGGUGACCGUUGGGCACAAGCCUAAACUGAAGUGUGUGUCUCUAGUAGACGCUUAACAACUGUGCUGGCUAUUCCUUUGGAAUUACUGUGACCGGAGCUUUAGAUAUUUGUGAUACUCGUUUGUAGCGGCUGAAGUACUUCUGAUUAACUCGUAUUGACAACAUGUAACUGUUGCAUUAACGCGCUUCCAAUUUAGUGUUUAAGUUUUGUAAACAAAUCUCAA